Daldinia loculata is the source of this 2098-nucleotide messenger RNA. RefSeq names its product FMN-dependent dehydrogenase-domain-containing protein. Bases 116 to 1606 code for a protein of 496 amino acids. NCBI's taxonomy places the organism in Eukaryota, Fungi, Ascomycota, Sordariomycetes, Xylariales, Hypoxylaceae. The record is from RefSeq and is a predicted model, not a curated record. The transcript has 4 exons. Gene Ontology annotation, biological process: lactate metabolic process. Gene Ontology annotation, molecular function: L-lactate dehydrogenase (cytochrome) activity; heme binding.
AUCUCUUAUAUAUUAUAUAGUCACUGUAAACUAUCAUCCCCUAUUGAAUUACGGUGUCACGAGACGUGGCUAAAAUACGUCAUUAAAGGAAUUGCUUAGAGCGAGCGUGUUCGCGAUGGCGCUUUCAGGAGUUGAAGUCGCUAAGCACGCCAGUAAGGAGUCUUGCUGGGUGGUAAUUCAUGGGAAAGCCUACGAUGUCACGGAAUUCUUACCUGAACAUCCUGGUGGAAUGGGCAUUAUCUUGAAGUAUGCGGGCAAAGAUGCGACUGAAGAAUUCGAGCCUAUACAUCCCCCGGAUACCUUGGACAAGUACCUGGACAAAUCGAAGCAUUUAGGACCUGUUGAUCUGAAAACUGUUGCCAAGAUCAAGGAAGAAGAGGAUCCUGAGGAAGCUGAGCGGCAACAGCGUAUUGCGGAUAAGCCGCUAUUAUCACAAUGCUACAAUCUGAUGGACUUCGAAUCAGUUGCUAAGAGGGUUAUGAAGAGAGGUGCUUGGGGAUACUACUCCAGUGCCGCCGAUGACGAGAUAACGCUCCGAGAAAACCACGAGGCCUUCCACAGGAUAUGGUUCAGGCCCAGGAUUCUAGUUGACGUCAAGAAAGUAGAUUUCUCAACCACUAUGCUCGGCGCCAAAGUCGACAUUCCCUUCUACGUCACGGCAACAGCGCUGGGCAAGCUCGGACACCCAGAGGGCGAAGUAAUAUUAACCCGAGCCGCCAAGAAGCACAACGUCGUGCAGAUGAUCCCCACGUUGGCCUCGUGCUCGUUCGACGAGAUCGUAGAUGCGGCCGAAGGAGACCAGGUGCAGUGGCUGCAGCUGUACGUCAACUCGGACCGGGCGAUUACCGAGCGCAUCGUCCGACACGCCGAGAAGCGCGGGUGCAAAGGGCUGUUUAUUACGGUCGAUGCGCCGCAGUUGGGCAGGAGGGAAAAGGAUAUGCGGUCCAAGUUCACGGAUAAAGGGUCUAACGUCCAGUCCGGCCAGGAGACGGACAACUCGCAGGGUGCGGCGCGCGCUAUUUCGUCGUUCAUCGACCCUGGGCUCUCGUGGAAGGAUAUCCCGUGGUUCCAGUCUAUUACCAAGAUGCCCAUCGUGCUGAAAGGUGUGCAGCGCGUCGAAGACGUCGUCAAGGCCAUCGAGUACGGGGUCCAAGGAGUCGUGCUGUCGAACCACGGUGGGCGACAGCUGGAUUUCGCGCGGUCCGGCGUCGAGGUCCUGGCGGAGACGGUGCCGGUGCUGCGGGAACUAGGUCUAGAGGGCCGCAUUGAGAUUUUCGUGGACGGAGGUGUUCGCCGCGCUACAGACAUUAUCAAGGCGCUGUGCCUGGGCGCCAAGGGCGUGGGUAUCGGUCGCCCGUUCCUCUACGCCAUGUCGGCGUACGGCAUCGACGGCGUUGACCGAGCGAUGCAGCUCCUCCGCGACGAGAUGGAGAUGGCGAUGCGGCUGAUCGGGUGCACCAGCGUCGACCAGCUGAAUACGUCGCUCGUCGAUACGCGAAACCUCGGUAGCCAUGUUACGGGCGUUCCGCGAGACCACCUCGGCCAUAAGGUGUAUGACCCGCUUGUUACACCGGCGUUUAAGCCGCCUAAGUCGUCCAAGCUGUGACUUGGGGGCGUGUCUUAUUUCCUUGAAACGUUGAUGAUGUUCGUAUUUAUCUAGGACGUACUUACGUAGCAUUUGUUUCCUGUCGUGUGGAUUUUUGGAUAUACCAGCUUGGCUUGUAUGAGGGUUCAGAUUGAUUGUAUAUAGGUACAUGUAUGCUUGUGGCAAGACCGCUGUGAAUUAAAUUUGUUAUUUAGCCCCUUUUCUGGUCAUGGCCAAUGGGUCUUAUUUUUCAACCUAUACUAUACCACUACCCUAUCUAAGCUAACCUCGCCCUUUUCAUCUUGGAUAUUUCACCCUUGAAUCGUGGCUGUCACAAUUUGUCUUGGAGAUACUAAUUUGGGAACUCGUGAGUGACGGGUUACACGGUUUCGUACUAAGUGUUAUUAUCCUCACUUCUGCGUAUUCCGCCUUUCCUUUUCUUAUGUUAAUUUUUGGGGGAAAGGAGGUUUAUAGUUAUCCGUAUGGAUCUGAACAAUAAAGCUCUUAUCCCGC